Sceloporus undulatus (fence lizard) is the source of this 4159-nucleotide messenger RNA. It is a transcript of the gene GAL3ST1, whose product is annotated as galactose-3-O-sulfotransferase 1. Gene Ontology annotation, cellular component: membrane. Lineage: Eukaryota; Metazoa; Chordata; Lepidosauria; Squamata; Phrynosomatidae. Gene Ontology annotation, molecular function: galactosylceramide sulfotransferase activity. The record is from RefSeq and is a predicted model, not a curated record. Gene Ontology annotation, biological process: myelination; galactosylceramide biosynthetic process.
AGGUUUUGAAACACUUUUUUUUCCCUAAUGGUAUGACCAUUUGACUAUCACUGAGCAAGGGAUGGCGAUCUCUGGCAUUUGAUCCAAGCCCAUUGUUACGGCUUUUAAGAAUUGGGGGACUAGCAAGGAUGCUGAGCAUCUCAGUCGAGGCUAUCAUUGUGAGCUGGUUUCAAAGGAGGGCUGCCAAGAUGAGCCAGACGGCCCUUCCAAAGAGCAUUGCAGUGUGCUCUAGCCUUAGCUAGCCGAAUGGCCAGAACCAGGAGUGGGUCAACUGAAGCCAGUGGGGAGCCGAGAAGGGAUUUGUUUCUCCUUUCCUAGGCCUUUGCCUUCUUGCCUGCCCACUGCCAGCCCUGCUCCUGCAAGGCCCCGGGAAGCAUGUCUCCUUGGCCUGACCCAGAGGACGGUGCCACUGCUGCUGCAAUGCAGUCGCUUGCAUCCGCUCCACCGCAUCUGCUCCGGUACUCUCAGCCUCAGAAAGCACCAACCGUUGGCUCUGUCUGGCCGUCCGGCUUCCUGUGGGCUCCUGCAGGCCCUAGGCAGGUGAUGGCAAUGCUGCACCAGGGGAAGAACUGGAAGUCCAUGUGCAAGGGGCUUGUGCUGGGGACGCUCCUGACCAGUUUCAUGCUGCUCCUCUACUCCUAUGCCAUCUCGCCCUUACAAGUCAACAUGACCGAGACCCCGAUCCCCUACUCUUGCUCUUCAUACUCGACCCAGGCCCGGCUCCCGGCGCAUGCAAAUGGAAGCCGCGGCCCACCAGGACAGAAGUGCCUCCCCAAGCUGGACAUCAUGUUCAUGAAAACCCACAAGACAGCCAGCAGUACCAUCCUCAACAUCCUCUUCCGCUUCGGGGAGAAGCGCCGCCUCAAGUUCGCCUUCCCCAACGGGCGCAACGACUUCUACUACCCCUCCUUCUUCGAGCGAAGCCAGGUGCAGGACUACCGCCCAGGCAUGUGCUUCAACAUCGUUUGCAACCACAUGCGCUUCCAGUACGAGGAGGUGCGCAAGCUGCUGCCGGCCGACACCAUCUUUGUGACGGUGCUGCGGGACCCUGCCUACCUCUUCGAGUCCUCCUUCCACUACUUUGAACGCAUCAUUCCCUUGACUUGGAAGAUCUCAGGAGAGGAUAAGCUGGCCGAGUUCCUGAGAGACCCUUGGCAUUAUUAUGACCCCAGUGGGUUCAAUGCUCACUACCUCCAGAACCUCCUCUUCUUUGACCUGGGCUAUGAUAACGCCAUGGACUCUAACAGCCCCUUGGUUGACCAGUACAUCCACGAGAUUGACCAGCGCUUCCAUCUGGUCAUGCUGCUGGAGUACUUCGAUGAAUCCUUGGUGCUUCUCAAGGACUUGUUGUGCUGGGAGUUGGAGGACGUCCUCUACUUCAAGCUCAACGCCCGGAAGGACUCCACGGUCUCCAGGCUGACGGACGCGCUCUACCAGAAAGCCACCGCCUGGAACCUCAUUGAUGCCAAGCUCUACCGGUACUUCAACGCCACGUUCUGGCGCAAAGUGGACGCGUACGGGAGGGAGCGGAUGGCCGAGGAUGCGGCCAGGCUCCGCGGGGAGAACGAGAAAAUGAAGAGCAUCUGCAUCGAUGGGGGCCGCCCCGUGGACGCCAACGCCAUCCAGGAGUCUGCCAUGCAGCCCUGGCAACCCCUUGGCGAGAAGUCCAUCCUGGGCUACAACCUCAAGAAGAAGAUCAACAAGAAGCACCGGAAACUCUGCCGCAAGAUGCUGACGCCCGAGAUCCAGUAUCUGACGGACCUGGGGGUCAACCUCUGGAUCACCAAGCUCUGGAGCCGGGUGCGGGAGUUCCUCAAGUGGUAGAAGAGGAGACGCUUCCUCAUCCGCGCCUCCAGUCCAAGAGAACAACCAGGUGCUUUCGUUUGCGUUCCCCUUUCCCUCCUCCGAAGACUCUUCCCUAAGUUUCCCGGUUAGACAUGCUCCCAUGCUGCUGCCAUGUGGGAACGGACUUCAAAAAUAAGUAAAGGGAUGUCUAGGACCUGUGGCUAAGGAACAAAAGAUCUCCUAGCCACCCGUUUUGACCUGGGCUUCGGCAGGUGGCAUAUCGAGGCCUUGAAGAAGAUGGGAGCCCCGUCUGGGUUUGCAGUGCGGAUUCUGCGCAACUGAGCCAAGCCAAGAGCAAAGCAAACAAGGACAGGCGGCGGCGCCGAGACACGUUUGCCGAUUGCAGUAUUUUCCUCUCUGUUUCCAUCCUCCCCCUCCCCAACUUCUGUUUCAAAUGAUUCUGGACUGUAGCAGUGACAGAGAAAUGGCUUCCAACUAUUUUUCCUAAUCCAUGGAAAAGCUAAAAGCAGAGCAAAAGCAACUGUGUGUAUCUGGGGGGUGGGUUACCUGUGCAGUGAUUAUUUUUUUGCAAGUAUUUUCCUCUCUGUUUCCAACUCACCCCCCCCCCCCCAGUUACCCUCAACUUCUGUUUCAAAUGAUUGUGGACUGUAGCAGUGACAAACAAAUGGCCACCCUGUUUUUCCUAAUCCAUGUGCAGUGAUUUUGCAAGUGUGGAGUAACGCCUGCCCUUUUCUAAAGAGGCAAGUCGAUGCAUGUGCCACCUUCCCAUUGCUGGAUGGAGGAGGAUGCAUUGGCUGGGUAGCGCAUUUCCGAACAGCUGCACGUCUCUCUAUCCAGGCAUCUUUACACCACAGACGUAAAGGGAUUUAAUAGUAGUUUCAUCUCCUGUAGGGCUAAGGACCUUGAACAGUAUUAUUAGCAGCACUCUCACCAAAUUACUUUGAGGUGCUUUGAGGUGAGGCUUCUCAACCUUUGGUCCUACAGAUGUUUUGGACCUCCACUUGUUUGAAAAGUAUCAUCAGAGAGAGAGAGAGCUCUGUAUGUCUGAAUGUAAGACUACACAGGACUUGUAGGAUGCUUGUAAGACUACACAGGACUUGUAGGAUACUUGCAGGACUUGUAGGAUACGAGUCCCAACUAGCAUAACCAACCGUCAAACGGUCUGAGAGCCGGAACCCAGAACAACUGAAUGGACCAAAGACUGAGAACCACGGUUUUGAGGGGAAAGCAACCACAGAGCAGCAAUACAAAGCUAUUAAAAAAGGUUUCCGGUGUAGAUGUGCCCAUAUGUCACUGAAGCACUCCUAUGUGUAAAUGAGUUGUGACCAUUUGCACGUCUGGACACAUGAGUGACCUCCUAUGUGAACACUUUGAAAAGUGUUGGGUUUUUAUUGCAUUGUCAAAGUUAACUCCUAAGAACCAAAUCGACACAGUAUUUUUGCUCCAGGGGUGAGUGAGUGGGAAACGGAGCUUUGAAACGUUGCUUUUUUUUCUUUCUUUCUUUCUUUCUUUCUUUCUUUCUUUCUUUUUUUUUUUUUUUUUUGGUCAAGAGCCCCCAGUUGUGUGGUGGUGUUUGGGACUUUUAAUCCAAAUACUCCCCCCCCCCCAAAAAAAAAACCAGUUAUCACAAAAUUUGAAAUUAUCCCAGGGUCAGUAUGAAGGCAAUGCAGGGGGAAUCAUGGGAUUUCAAUCAGGAGCCCAUCCUAAACACAAUUGGGGGUCAUUCCAGGGUUAGGUAAAUCCUCUUUCCCCCGAAUUUACCUAACCCUGGAAUGACCCCUGGUUGCGUUUAGGAUGGUUCCUGGUUGCGUUCAGCGUUGUGCGAUAAACAAACCUGAAACCCCACAAUUGCCCCUGCAUUGCCUUCACAUUGCCUUCGCAUUGACCCAGGGAUAACUUCAAAUUUGCUCGUGUAAUAAGAGCCUUGCAAGUUCUGGUGGGGAAUGAGUGUAUUACCAAGCAUGUCCUCGGAUUUGCUUUUGUUCAGAAUUGCACGAAGUUGCGCUCAUGUGGUGCUGUGUAGAGAGUCCAUUCUGCAUAGGAAGUACUGUAUAUCAAGGUUGACGCAAGGCAUUUUCCUUUGGGUCAGGAGAGAUAUCUCUUUGCUGGGGAAGACUAGUCCACUAGAAACCACUUCUUAGCAAACCCACCUUUUAAUCACACUGUGGUGCUUAUCGGUAUCUGAUCUGGAGCAGCCCUGCGAAUGAGGAGUAAGACGCAGACCGGGUGCAUCGGCGCUAGCUGCUCAGCGCCUGAGUGUUAUGUGUUUGUAUGUACGGUUACAUCUGCUUAUGCUGCCUCUCCUUUAUUUGUAGAUUUGUUUUGCUUAGUAGUUAGUAAUAAGUGUUUUUUU